UUUUGUGUUAGUUCUGGGCCUGCCGGUCGCGUUCCAUUUAGCGUUUUCUUAGGCUACUUGCCAACAUGCGUGGCAUUACGAUACAAAUUACACACUACCGCGAAAAUUCAACCUAAUUUAGUUUAUCUUUAUUCUUCAACGGGCUUGAGAAACACUUUGAGUGUACAUUAGAAAAGAGAAGUCAAAAUAGGACGCGUGAUAAUGCGAAACUUUUCGGAAUGGGACGUGACCAGAAAAAAUAUUCGCCACUCUUAUUGGUAGGUUCAUCACAACACGGGAAAAGUGGCAAAAGCCGAUAAACAUUUGAGUAAUUAAUAAUCGAGAAAAAACCGGACAGUCACGGAAAAGGAAGCAUUGGAGCCAUAUCAUCUACCUGUUUUUAUUCUUGAUGGGGCAUCCUCCUCUGGAGUUCAGCGACUGCUACUCGGACAGUCCUGACUUCAGAGAGACACUCAAGUGCUAUGAAUUGGAGCUGGAGAGAACUCGGAAAUUCCUAAAGGAGCUAAUAAAGGAUGGAAACAGUGUGAUCAAUGCAAUAAAAGGUUAUUCUGUGGCUGUACAGAAGUUCUCCCAAACUCUCAGCGUGUUCCAGUUCGACAUCAUAGGCGAGUCCCUGACAGAUGACGAGAUUAACAUUGCUCAGUCCUUCCAAGAGUUUGCGGGACUCCUACAGGAAGUGGAGCAUGACAGGGUGAUGCUGGUUCAGAAUGCUUCAGAUCUACUCAUCAAACCUUUAGAGAAGUUCAGAAAGGAGCAAAUAGGAUUAACAAAAGAGAAGAGGAAGAAAUUUGAGAAGGAGAGUGAAAAAUAUUACUCCCAGCUGGACAAACACCUGAGUCUUUCUGCCAAGAAGAAGGAGAGUCAACUUCAAGAGGCUGAUGAAAUCUUGUAUAAGGAGCGAGUUAACUUCUAUGAGUCCUCCGUGGAAUAUGUGUACCAGAUACAUCAGGUCCAAGACAGGAAGAAGUUUGAUGUGGUGGAGCCAGUGCUGGCGUUUCUUCACAGUGUUUUAACCCUCAACAACCUGACAGUGGAGAUGACACAGGACUUCAUGCCCUACAAGCAGGAGCUUCAGCUCAGUCUGCAGAACACAAGGAACCACUAUGAGAGCACUCGUGAGGAAAUGGAGGACCUCAUGAAACGAAUGAAGCACUCGUCGCAGAUAUGCAAAAUGCCCAGUUGGCUUCCUGUGGAGGGUUAUCUGUACUGUCAGGAGAAGUGGGCUCUGGGUGUGAGCUGGGUGAAAUACUACUGCAAGUACCACAAAGAGGGGAGAAUGCUGGUCAUGGUCCCCUGUGAACAGAAACCCACCACUAAACAGGGUCCUACGCAGCUCACCUUGAAGUCUUGCAUCCGCCGGAAGACAGAGUCCAUAGACAAGCGCUUUUGUUUUGACGUGGAAGUUAAUGAGAGAAACACUCCAGUCACGUUCCAGGCUCUUUCGGAGGGAGACAGGAAGUUGUGGAUGGAGGCCAUGGAUGGAAAGGAGCCUAUCUAUCACUCCCCAAUUCAAAACCAGGCGGAAAUGGAAUUGAAUGAAAUUGGAUUCAAGUUUGUGCGGAAGUGCAUCAACUUCGUGGAAGAAAAGGGAGUGACACAAGAGGGCCUGUACAGAACAGUCGGCAGCAACAUCCAAGUGCAAAAGCUUCUAAAUGCAUUCUUUGAUCCUGCAAACUCAGCAAACGUGGAUCUGAAUAGUGGCGACUGGGACAUUAAAACCAUCGCCAGUGCCAUGAAGUUUUAUCUGAGGAGCCUUUGUGAACCUCUGAUGACCUACGAUCUGCACCGAGAUCUCAUGUUAGCUGCAAAGUCUGACAGUCUUGACUUUCGACUGAGUGAAAUCCAUUCCCUCACCUACAAGCUGCCUGAGAGAAAUCGAGAGAUGCUAGAGAUGCUCAUCAAACACUUGGUGGUCGUGUGCAGUCACAGCGAAGAAAACCUCAUGACUCCUUCAAACAUGGCCGUCAUCUACGGACCCACGCUGAUGAGAGCCAAGGAGGAGACGGUGGCCGCCAUGUUGGAUAUUAAAUUCCAAAAUAUUGUCGUGGAGAUCUUGAUCGAGGAAUACAACAAGAUUUUCAGUCAUAUGCCAGAGGACAGCAGCGCCCCACCCGUCCCUCCUCCACGCAUCACCCCGAGAAAGCGGCAGCCCAUCACCAUUUCCAAGCGGCCGCCUCGUCUUUAUCCACCUCUGAGUCACGAGCGCUUCCAGUCGCCGCUGCAGCAGCACACUGAAAAUGGCCAGAGUAACGACUAUGCGGUCGAAAGGGACGUAUCAGCGAGCCCUGUCCCCCUGCAGAGGACCAAAUCCCCAAACUACGCUCCGUUCGUCCCCAGAGAACCUCCUCGGAGACAAGCGCCAGUGCACAGAGCCACCAGACCAGGCGACUGUGAUGUCCCUAAAGUAGAAAGACCAGAGUCUUCUUCAGUGCCAAACGGGGAGUCUGGAUUCCCUACAUUCCAGAGCAGGAGACCUCCUCUUAAAGCGGAAUGUGAGGGUCCCAUCAAAACAAGGCCCACAGAGAAACCCCCCAUAUGUAGACCCCCGACAAGGCCUCCUGAGCCCCCAUCUAGGACACCCUCUUUUAAGAUCCAGAGCACUGCCAGCAGCGAUGGAGCCGCAGCGUCUUAUGUUGCCUCGAAAAUGAAAUUUUUUGAGAACGCCUCAAAGCCAGUUAGCAGUGAUCCAGUCUCACAGUCAGCAGCUACAAAUGUGAAAAAAGAGAAUUCAAGCUAGAAAAGGCACUGUGGCCUCAACACGGCAAGCUGCUCAAUGUGUGAAUAGUCGCACAUCAACUCGCUGAACAGGUUCCAUUUUGUGUGUGUGUGUUGUAAAAAGCAACACAAGCAGUGACUUUUGAAUGUUCAGGCACAUUUUUGUUUUUGAACAUUAUUCUAAAGUGAAAGGAGUUCCUUUUUGUUAUACAGUCUACGGUAAAAGUAUUGAUUGGUUACUUAGACGACUAACUUGUAAUUGUCUCAAAACACUUCGUAAUGUUCUUUAACCUGUUUGAUUAACAAUAGUUAAAGUGCACUUUUAUAUUAUCACCGUAAACACUGAUUUAAGAAAAAAAAUGGCCAAUAGAUUUUUGUCCAAAAUGAACCUGAAAAUGUCAGUACAGUAUUCAUAAGAUAAACGUGUUGCUCUUUUUGACACAAACUGGGAAUAUUUUAAAGUAUUUCCUGCCCUCCUAGGUCAACCUUUGAUCAAAUGUUUCUGUUUGCACUUCCAAAAAGGGUCACAUUUUAAGCUACUUUUGUUGUUGUUUUGUUCCAUAUUGAUUCUCCAUGUUUUCUUUUCCUUCAUCUUGAAAAUUGUGUUUGCUUCCUCAAGUUUUCACGAAGAAAACAAAUAAAUAUGAACAAUGUGAA
Molecule: messenger RNA, 3372 nt
Organism: Nerophis lumbriciformis (worm pipefish)
Lineage: Eukaryota; Metazoa; Chordata; Actinopteri; Syngnathiformes; Syngnathidae
Gene: ophn1
Product: oligophrenin 1
Biological process (GO): signal transduction
Cellular component (GO): cytoplasm
Molecular function (GO): protein binding; GTPase activator activity
Source: RefSeq, a predicted model, not a curated record